This is a messenger RNA of Gossypium raimondii (Peruvian cotton), 2492 nucleotides long. RefSeq names its product centromere protein C. Gene Ontology annotation, molecular function: centromeric DNA binding. The transcript is spliced from 12 exons. Gene Ontology annotation, cellular component: kinetochore. Bases 140 to 2266 code for a protein of 708 amino acids. Gene Ontology annotation, biological process: attachment of mitotic spindle microtubules to kinetochore; kinetochore assembly; spindle attachment to meiosis I kinetochore. The record is from RefSeq and is a predicted model, not a curated record. Lineage: Eukaryota; Viridiplantae; Streptophyta; Magnoliopsida; Malvales; Malvaceae.
GCUGAACCAAAUCCAUUCCCGCUCAGUUUUAUUUUUCGAAUUACAAACUCAAAACUCCCCUUUGGAAAGUUGCAGUCUCCGUCUCAGAACUCAGAUCCAUUCGACAGAGGCAACAAUCAAUCCAUAAUAAAACAAAGAAAUGCCUCUCCCUUCGGAUCCGCUAGAGGCUUAUUCCGGCCUCUCCCUCUUUCCUCGAACCUUCGCUUCCUUUCCAAACCCUCCUCCACCUUACGACCCCCACGAUCUUCAACACCUUCACCAUUUUCUCAAAUCCAUGCCAUUGCAAUGUCCUGAUAAGCUUAUGGAGCAAGCCAAAGCAAUAGUAGAUAAUAGUUCUGAGCUCUUUAACUUGGAUAUGUCAGGCUCCGAUGCUGAAGUUUUGGAAAAUCCUCGAGAACGAAGACCGGCUUUAGGCCGUAAACGACCUCGUUUUUCUUUGAAACCUAACUCUAGUCUGCCUACUGUGAGUUUGGAACCGAGUAUAGACAUUGACAAAUUCAAGGAUCCAGAAGAAUUCUUUGUUGCUUUUGAAAAGGCUGAAAAUGCCAAAAGAGAAAUAGAGAAGCAGACAGGUGGUGUUCUAAUGGAUUUGGAUCAGAAUAUUCAGUCCAUGGCUGCACGGCCUCGUCGCCCUGGAAUAUUGCGGAGGUCGGUUAAAUAUAAACAUCGCUAUUCUACUCCUAUCUCCCCAGUAGAAAGCUUCGAAGAGGAAAUUCCCAGUCCAGUUUGCAAUUCGCAACCAGAAAAAUCAGACCAGAAUGUUGAAUUACAAGAGGAGUUGAGUGUGACUAACGCAGAGAACAAGGUUAAUGAACUUCUGGAUCAUUUGCUUACCAGUACUUGUGAUGGGGAUGAGGCAAUCAGUCUUCUUCAAGAGCAGUUGCAGAUCAAACCUAUUGAUCUGGAGAAAAUAUGCCUUCCUGACUUGCAGGAUAUUCGAAGGAUUGAUUUGAAGGCUUCUAGAGAAAACUUAGCCAAGCCUAGAAAUUCACUAUCGGACAUAGAAAAUUUGUUCAAAGGGAUCAGUAAAAGGACACCAAAGCGAAAGGCUGAAAGUUCAGUUCAUCUUUUAGCUUCUCCCACUCCACCGAGAAGUCCAUUGGCUUCGAUAUCAUUGCUGAAGAAACAAAAAUUGCAGUCUGAUGUACUAAGUGAUCCGUUUUCCGCUGAUGAUGUUAGACGAUCACCGGUGAGAAAUGCAUCUGGUACUGAAAGUAACAAUAGAGAAUCUGUUCAGGUUGAUACUGAAAAGGAACUAAGUGUGUCUCACAACAACGAUAGACGAACACCACAACAGCAGCCCAAAAGUUCAGCUCAUCAUUUAGCUUCUCCUACUCCUCCAAGAGACCCAUUGGCUUCAAUAUCAUUGCUACAUAAACAGAUGAUGCUGUCAGAUCCAGAAAGUGAACCUUUUUCAACUGAUAGUAUCGAUCAACCACCUAAGAGAAAUGCAUCUCCUAUUGAAAGUGUCAAUAAACAAUCUAGUCAGGUUCAUAAAAAGGAACAGAACAACUCUCACUUGCUAAGGUCUCCAUUAUUAGAAGCAAAUCAAACUGCAACUGCUAAUGCAAGUUCUGAGUUAGAUGGGAGAGAUUUUGCUGGCCUCUUUGACAAAUUUGUAAAUGAUAAUGCAAGAAGUUUUGAUUCUGGUAUUAAUGUUGUCUCUAGUGGAUCUCAGGCCAACUUAGAGAAUAACAGUUUAAGAAGGCCCGAAGUUGCAUCAGAUAGCCAUACAAUCAAACCAAACGAAUUUGGUGGAAGGGUGGAAGAUAUACCACCGGAAGCAGUUGUUUCUACCCAGACCCAAGUUAAUGUGGAAGGCUUAACCAUUGAUAAUUCAGGUGCCAUUCAGAAAGAGUCAGAUGAAUCUAGUCCUGCUAUUGAUGAGGACCGCUCUAUGGAUGGAUCUUUGAAAGCUGCAGAAAGUGGUGAGCAGCUGCUUGAGAAUAUGAAGGGCAAAAUAAAACGUCAGCCAUGCAAUAAACAUAAGGGGAAAAAACAUUCUCGAAGACAAAGCCUUGCAGGUUCUGGUACAACAUUUGAUCCUGAAGGGAGGAGACGAAGCACAAGGAUCAGGUCAAGACCUUUGGAAUUCUGGAAAGGUGAAAGAUUCUUAUAUGGACGUGUACAUUCAAGUUUGGCAACAGUAAUUGGGAUAAAGUACGAGUCCCCAGAGAAGGGUGAUGGUGGAAACCCUACUCUCAAAGUGAAGUCAUUUGUAAGCGAUGAGUACAAAGAGCUGAUUGAACUGGCUGCCAGGUUUUGAUACAAUUCUCUGUAUUGCCAAGACUAUCCUUCGCAGUUUUAGUUCUAGAAGAGUUUAUCAUAGCUUCUAAGAGGGGAACCACAAUGCCAAUGUACUUGCUAAAAUGAGCAGCAAUAUUAAUAAUACCCGCAAUCUAAAUGCUAGGAACUUAUGUGAUGAUUAUGUUGUCUACUUUGAAUGCUGGGAUGUUUUGAAAUCUCUUAUUUAAGCCCAUCUUUAUCGCUUU